Messenger RNA from Macrosteles quadrilineatus (aster leafhopper), 2289 nucleotides. RefSeq names its product facilitated trehalose transporter Tret1-2 homolog. Gene Ontology annotation, biological process: transmembrane transport; carbohydrate transport. NCBI's taxonomy places the organism in Eukaryota, Metazoa, Arthropoda, Insecta, Hemiptera, Cicadellidae. The record is from RefSeq and is a predicted model, not a curated record. Gene Ontology annotation, molecular function: sugar transmembrane transporter activity. The coding region runs from base 298 to 1650 and encodes 450 amino acids. Gene Ontology annotation, cellular component: membrane. The transcript is spliced from 7 exons.
UUCGUACUCAAUAUUGAUGGUUUACUUUAUGUUUUGAAGACGUGUAAAACUUCAUUAGUUUACUUUUUUUAGUUAGGGUAGUACCUACAUUUUUAUAUUUUUGAGGAAACUUUUCAUUUACAAUAGUGAGUGGUAAGUUGUCAUAUAAUAAAUGACAUUUAUAUUGUAUAUAAAAACACAAUGGACGAUCCUUAUAUUCACAAGGCAUUUAUAUUGGAGAUAAGUUUAAAGGACAGCUAAGAUGAGUUUUACAAAUGUCCAAAGCACAUCAAAGUGACAACAUCUAGUAGAGGCAACAUGGCAGCUUCACGGCUACCACAGUAUAUUGCUGCUCUUGUAGCGAACCUAGGAGCCCUAAACCUGGGUACCAAUCUAGGCUGGACGUCCACAGCAGAGUAUCAUAUCAAAAGGGAGCAGCAGUAUGGGUUCCCAGUGUCAGACUCCCAGUUCUCUUGGGUCAGCUCGCUGAUGCCCCUAGGAGCACUGAUAGCUGCCCCAGCAGUAGGCUGGCUGGUCACCACCAUCGGUCGCAAGUCAUCCAUGAUUUUCCUGUGUGUUCCCUCUGUGAUUGGCUAUGGCCUCUUAGCCUGGGCUCAGAAUGUUCCCAUGCUGUAUAUAGGCAGACUACUGACAGGAAUGAGUGGAGGAGGGUUUGGCAUAGUUGUGCCUCUUUACGUUGGAGAGAUUGCCGAGACCAACAUUCGAGGAACUCUAGGAGUCUGCUUCCAACUGCUGUUAGAUAUUGGCAUUUUGUUCACUUACAUAAUUGGAAGUCUUGUGAGUGUGAAACUACUAUCAAUAUUUUGUCUUUUGAUUCCCGUGAUUUGUGGUGUAUCAGUGGUAUUUAUACCAGAAUCUCCAAUUUACUAUCUGGAAAAGAGUAAAGACAGGGAAGCAGAAGAAGCCCUACAAUGGUUCCGUGGAAGUGGGUACAACAUUCAACACGACUUUACUGUCAUGCAACAAAACAUACAGGAGGUCAAAGAUUCAAAGGUUACCUUUUUUGAAGCAUUUUCAUCAACAGCUGCCAAAAAAGGUUUGGUAAUAUGUUUAGGACUUAUGUUAUUCCAACAGUUUUGUGGAGUUAACAGCAUUGUCUUCUACACAGAUAUCAUUUUCAAGGAGGCCGGCAGCAGCCUCGACUCUAACGUCCAGACCAUAGUGACAGGUCUGGUGAAUCUGUGCUUCACCUACGUGUCGUCCAUUGCUGUGGACAGACUAGGACGCAGGCCCCUGCUGCUUGUCUCUGACAUCGGGAUGGCCAUCUGCACAUUCCUAAUUGGGCUCUUCUUCUUCAUGAAAGACAAAAGCUACGACAUGGACUCUGUCACAUGGGUUCCUAUCACUGCAGUUUGUCUGUACCUAAUCUCAUUUGCCCUCGGUUAUGGCCCAUUACCUUGGGUGUUCCUAGCAGAAGUAUUCCCUAGAAAGAUUGCAGGAUAUGCGGCUUCGGUAGUUUGCAUGUUCAACUACUUCUGUGUUUUUAUCAUAACAAACUUCUUUGAUGAUAUCAGUUCGCUAGUGGGGAGAGGAGGUGCAUUCUUCAUUUUCACAGCAUUUUCAAUUGUCGGAACACUAUUUGUAAUCUUCAUAGUGCCGGAAACAAAAAAUAAGACCUUAGAGGAGAUUUUAAAAGAGUUGGAAGAUUGAUAAGGAAUAAUUUGAAUAUGAAACCUGGACAAUGUACUAAAACAAAAUGAGUACAGUAGCUAAAUUCUUAAAGUAAAUAAAUAUAUGACAGAAGAAAUUUAUGAUUAGGAAAUGGUGAGUAGGUUGUCAUGAAAAGGAUGAAAAACAUUUUGAAGGCCAAUUCAAUAAAAGGACCUAUCACUUUUGAAUGAAUUGAAUAUUAUUAUUUGUUUUUAAUUUUUUUGAUUUGAUAAAAACAUACGACAGUACCUUUUCAGAAGGAAAAUAAGUUUCAUGCAAAUAAAACUAUUUACAACACAAAAUGCCAUGGAAUUAGUAGUGCUAGAUACAUUUUUGAACAAAUAAAAUAAAAAUAAGUUUGUUACUUUUGGUGCACGAACUGGACCUCGUCGACAAGCUUUACAAACUUGGCGAGUCCAAGCUGUAGUAUUUUUUUUAAAUAAAUAUAUUUGAAUUUUAGUUUUCAAAUUUAUAAAUGUUAUAAUGUCAGUCCUCUAGUGUAACAUAAGUUAAGAAGUUAAAAUAUUGUAAAAUGUGUUAGUAUAAAAUGCUGUCUAAAUAAUUAGUUUAUGUAUGUAAAAAGUGUUAUGUGUUCAUAUUUUUUGUUAUUAUAUUACUAUCUAGGUAUAUAUUAAUAGG